This is a messenger RNA of Cantharellus anzutake, 657 nucleotides long. RefSeq lists its product as uncharacterized. The record is from RefSeq and is a predicted model, not a curated record. Lineage: Eukaryota; Fungi; Basidiomycota; Agaricomycetes; Cantharellales; Hydnaceae. The transcript is spliced from 2 exons. Bases 22 to 234 code for a protein of 70 amino acids.
CUACUCUGUAGCGGGUCUUGAAUGCGUAAACUGAAUGCCCGUGCAAGAGGUCCUGUAUUAUUGCAAAUUCCCUUGCUAUCCAGGGUCCUUAUCUUGAUUUGUAAGCCAACUUUCCGCAUUUAUUUUGUAACUCUUCUCGCUCUAAAAGCUCCCCUCCCCAAUAACUUCCCCUGCCCUUCAUGCCAUGUUCCUUACCCAUUCUCUCUUUCACAGCCUUAUUCGACAUUUCGCUAAUGUCUUGUGGCCAAUGAUGUCAUCACCCAUUGCACGGUCAUUAGCGGUCGCGGAAAAUGGAGUUUGACUCAGUGCCCACGAGGUUUUGAGCUGUGAAACAGAUGAGCUUAUGUGUUGUGUACGAUUCACAGACGGACUCAUGCAUGGGUUUUUUUGGGGUUAUGUUCGCUGGGCGCUUAUGUUACUUGUGGAUUGUCUACCAAAGUCCAAAAGCAAAGCGUAGUACCCUGCCCGUCAGUGUAGGUCCCAAUCAGGGAGGGCCAUAGUUCCUGGAAGCCGGGCGGAUUCUUACCAAUAAUGCAUGAUAAUGUCGCGCUCCCCAGGCUUGAGGCACUUCGAACACAGGCCAUCUUGGGAAGGACGCACUGCAGUUUGAGUCUUUAAACAAUCCUCAUGAAGAAGGCAUCCUGUUGCGCAUUCAAA